GUCUAUCUCUUACCCUCAUUACCUGCGUGUAGGGCGCAAUAUCGAAAAUGACACUCCUCAUCCUUACCGAGACCGCCGCCGGCUAUGCACUGCUCAAAGCAAAAGACAAGAAAUUACUCAAGCGAGAUGAUCUUGCGUCCGAGCUGGAAGGUGUCGAAAAUGUUACCUCCGCCCUCAAGCUGAAAGAAUUCCAGAAAUUUGACAGCGCUGCGGCUGCACUCGAAGAGGCGGCGGCUAUUGUGGAAGGAAAAGUCACACCCAAGCUGUCUUCUUUGUUGGACACUUUGAAAGAUGAGAAGAAAAUUUCUCUGGCCGUCGCAGACCCGAAGUUGGGAAAUGCGAUCGGAAAGCUUCCUGGUCUUGACAUCAAGGCCAUUGCCGACUCAGCGACCGCCGACCUCUAUCGAGCCAUUCGAGAACACCUCCCCUCCCUCAUUCCUGGGUUAAUGCCGGACGACGUCAAGACCAUGUCACUGGGUCUGUCACAUUCGCUCGCCCGACACAAGCUGAAGUUCUCUCCUGACAAGAUCGACGUGAUGAUCGUUCAGGCCAUUGGACUGCUAGACGAUCUGGACAAGGAGCUGAACACAUAUGCGAUGAGAGUCAAAGAGUGGUACGGGUGGCAUUUCCCAGAAAUGGCUAAGAUAUUGAACGACAACCUGGCCUACGCAAAAGUCGUGCUGAAGAUGGGCAUGCGCACGAAUUGGGAGAACUGCGAUUUAGCCGAGAUCCUGCCUGAAGAAAUUGAGGCAGCGGUCAAGGCGGCUGCAGACAGGUCUAUGGGCACAGAAAUCACAGAAGAAGAUCUCGAGAACAUUCAAAGUCUUGCGGAGCAAGUGGUGCAAUUCACCGAAUACCGGACACAACUGGCCAGCUACCUGUCUGCACGUAUGACAGCCAUCGCACCCAACCUUACGACCCUGGUCGGCGAGCUCGUGGGAGCACGAUUGAUUGCCCAUGCAGGCAGCUUACUCAACUUGUCCAAGAGCCCAGCUAGCACGCUACAGAUCCUUGGAGCCGAAAAGGCACUUUUCCGGGCACUGAAAACAAAACACGACACUCCUAAAUACGGUCUGAUUUAUCACGCUUCUCUGAUCGGACAGGCGUCAGGCAAGAACAAGGGUAAAAUGGCCAGAAUUCUCGCUGCCAAAGCCGCCCUUGGUCUCAGAGUUGAUGCUCUGCAAGAGUGGGGUGAGGAUGAGGCCAACAUUCCUGAAGACGAGAAAGCGCAGCUUGGUAUCGAAGCACGCGCAAAUCUCGAGCGGAAGCUGGCCGCCAUGGAAGGCAAGCCUCUUAAGCCUAGAGGAGUUGCUAUUGGCCCUAAUGGAGUUCCGGGCACGACUCAGCCGCAGAAGUGGGAGAUCAAGGAAGCUCGAAAGUACAAUCCCGAUGCAGAUGGCCUUGCUGGGGAUGAGGCACCAGCCAAACAAGAGAAGAAGUCCAAGAAGGACAAGAAACUCGUCCAAGAGAUCCCCGAGGACACAAUUAUGGAAGACGGCGAAGUUGAUGACGAAGAGGACGAGUCCCAGCCCGACGAGCCCAUAGAUGCUGCCGAAGCUGCCGCCAUCAAUGGUGUCAACGGCGAGAAGUCUGCAAAGAAGGCCGUCAAGGAGAGGAGGCGUGCGGAAAAGGCAGCUCGGAAAACGGCCAAGAAAGAGAAGAAGGAAGGAAAAGCGGAAACAACUGACGAGACCAAGAUUGAGACGUUAGCCGCUCUGUGUGGUCUCAGUGUCGAGAGAUACAAGCGAAAGCUUGAGCGAGGAGAGAUCGAGUUCACAGAGGACGGCAAGCCAGUUUCAAUCUCGAAGAAGGAUAUUAAGAAGGCGAAGAAGGCCAGUGAGAAGGCAGCAGCUGCUUCGGCCAAUGGCGAGGUUGAUGGCUCCAAGAAGCGGAAACGGGUAGAGGAAGAGAUCGAGCCGGUCAAGUCAGAGAAGAAGAAGAAGAGGAAAGAGAAAGCAUGAGCGACUGAUCCGACAACUGCUUCUCCUUCUUGACUGUUCGCAUCGUUCAAUUGCAUGGCGUCUGGGGCGGAGUCUGAUGGUGGUGGACCAAGGUCUAUGAGAAAAUGUACAAUUUAUGGGGGUGCUGAAUGGCAUAGUGUUGGUUCAGUGUCAUCCAUGUGCGGCAUAAUAGUUGCAUAGCUGGCAGAUAUUGCUUGAAACCUAC
Messenger RNA from Exophiala xenobiotica, 2166 nucleotides. Its product is annotated as nucleolar protein 58. NCBI's taxonomy places the organism in Eukaryota, Fungi, Ascomycota, Eurotiomycetes, Chaetothyriales, Herpotrichiellaceae. Gene Ontology annotation, cellular component: box C/D methylation guide snoRNP complex; small-subunit processome. The record is from RefSeq and is a predicted model, not a curated record. The coding region runs from base 48 to 1961 and encodes 637 amino acids. The transcript has a single exon. Gene Ontology annotation, molecular function: snoRNA binding.